CGUCGUCGUACAGGGAGAUAUAAUUAGCGGCGUUUCGGAAAAUCAAUUCCCGCCCUAGAGUACAACUUUACAGCGACGGGAGCGUAAAUUCGUGUACGGCCAUCGCCACACCGACGUGAAAUCUGAACACUUCAAAUCAUCCUUCGCCAGAAAAUCAAAAAUCUCCAUGGACGAUGUAGAUCGAUUGUUCCAGUGCUUCAAAUGUGGAAUCUCUCCUCCGCAAUCUGCUAUCAGAGAAAAGAGAAAAGAAAAACGAAAACUAAAGCAAGAGCAUUCACCGCAACAACAGAAAUCCACAAUUUCUGAAAGCAAGUGUGUAAAUCCGAAAAAUGCCAAACAGUUUUCCCCGAUGAUCUUCUACGGUUCGCCACAUGGAGUUCCUCCGAAAAGGCCAGCUCGUUUGUUGAGGUUGCUGCGCGAAAUUCGUGUUGAUCUCGCCGAACAAAAUAAAUUGAGGGAGGAGGUCUGGGCUACAUUUCCGAGGCAAGAUGAAGCGUUGAAGUUUUUGAAACAGCAUACAAAUGCACGUGUCUUUAGUUAUCAAGAUCAUAUAAAUGGUCAGAGGAGGUUUCUCGUGUCUACAUAUGAGGAGUUUUGGCGAAGGUAUAAAGAAAUGACCGCUAAAUUUCGCCAUCAUUACGAAGUUAUUCAAGAGGGACUACCAUGCCACCUCUAUUUUGAUUUAGAGUUCAACAAGAGAGAAAAUGCUGGUAAAAAUGAAGAUGAAAUGGUGGAUCUCCUGAUAAAUGUCAUCUUUGAUGCGUUGCUGGAGAAGUAUUCUAUCCAAGGAACUGAAGAUUUUAUUGUCGAACUCGAUUCAUCUACUGAAGAAAAGUUCUCUCGCCAUUUAAUCAUCCGCUUACCAAAGACUGCAUUCAAAGACAACUCACAUGUUGGUGCAUUUGUUGCCGAGAUAUGUUCUCGCAUUCAAAGUUACAGAGAAAGAGAUGAAAACUAUGAAAAACUAUUAAUAUCCAAGGGUUCAAAUUCUGCUGAUAGCCAUUGCCAGACUUUUGUGGAUACUGCUGUCUAUACUCGGAAUCGUUGCUUUCGGCUACCCUUUUCAUCAAAAGCGGGGAAGAGCUCUGUUCUUCUUCCUAGUGGGCGUUUUAAAUGUAAGGAAAUGGGUGAAAAAGAAGUAUUUAUGGCAUCCUUGAUUUGCAACAUGGAUGCUGAUUCUGAGAAACUCCUGAUUUGCAAAAUGGAUCUAGACUGCGUGAAGGCAUUGCACUUUGAAACUGAGACAACCAAUAAUAUCCAGACACGUGGUGGUUAUCCUGAAAACUUUGAUCUGGAUGCCUGGACAAGUGAUUCUUCAACGACAUACUUGAUGGGAAAAUCACCACUCCCAGCUUUGGAUGCAUUUGUUGAAGCCAUUGCGUCCAAAGGAAAUGUUUCAGGGAAAAUUCGGAGCUGGUACUGGUUCUCAGAAUAUGGACUAAUGGUUUACAGCAUGUCUAGAAGUAGAUAUUGUGAAAGAAUUGGCAGAGAACAUAAAAGCAAUCAUGUUAUUUAUGUAGUUGAUCUUAGACGGGCCGUGUAUUAUCAAAAGUGCCAUGAUCCAGAUUGCAGAGGUUAUCGAUCUCCACUACGUUCAGUCCCUGAUGAUGUUAUUCCUUACCCUACUUUUCACAUCAAUCAAUCUGGAGAAACCGAUAGUCAGAAGCACACUAAUUUAAGUGACCAGAGUUUCACAGACAGCUGCAAGAAAGAAUGGUGGCAUGAAGCUAUAAAAGUCGCCGAGCAGGUUGAAGGGAUACAGAAAUCACUGGACCUUACUCAGAUGGAUGAAAAUGAAACGUGUGAAGAUGUAAAUUGGUGGAUGGCUGUGGAAAGCACAGCAUUGCAAACUGAACUAACAUAUCUUCAAAAAGUCUAGCAACUCGUGCUAUGCUGCAGAAAAUUUCCCCAUUUCUCAUUCACCAAAAGAUCCAAUCAGCAGCUGAGUUGUGAAUAUACAACUUAA
Molecule: messenger RNA, 1966 nt
Organism: Erythranthe guttata (spotted monkey flower)
Lineage: Eukaryota; Viridiplantae; Streptophyta; Magnoliopsida; Lamiales; Phrymaceae
Source: RefSeq, a predicted model, not a curated record